AUGCCUUCUUCUAAGCAACCUAAUAACUUCCAGAUUCUGAGCCUUCUGCAAUGGCCCUUGAGCUACCUUGCCAUAUUUUUGAUCUUGCAGCCACUGUUUAUUUCUCUGCUGUUUACACCCUUGUGGCCACUACCAGUGAUUUACUUUGUUUGGUUGUUCUUGGACUGGAAGACCCCAGAGCAAGGUGGCAGGCGUUCAGCCUGGGUAAGGAACUGGUAUGUCUGGACUCACAUCAGGGACUAUUUCCCCAUUAUGAUCCUGAAGACUGAAGACUUGUCACCUGAGCGCAACUACAUCAUGGGGGUUCACCCGCAUGGCCUCCUGACCUUUGGCGCCUUCUGCAACUUCUGCACUGAGGCCACGGGCUUCUCAAAGACCUUCCCAGGCAUCACUCCUCACUUAGCCACUCUGUCCUGGUUCUUCAAGGUCCCCCUUAUUAGGGACUACCUCAUGGCCAAAGGUGUGUGCUCUGUGAGCCAGCCAGCCAUCAACUACCUGCUGAGCCAUGGCACUGGCAAUCUCGUGGGCAUUGUUGUGGGAGGAGUAGGAGAGGCCCUGCAGAGUGUACCCAAUACCACCACUCUCAUCCUCCAGAAGCGCAAGGGCUUUGUGCGCACUGCCCUCCAGCAUGGGGCUCAUCUGGUCCCCACCUUCACUUUCGGAGAAACUGAGGUGUUUGACCAAGUGCUAUUCCAGGAAGGCAGCAGGAUGUACAAGUGCCAGAACUUCUUCCGUCGAAUCUUUGGUUUCUAUUUUUGUGUCUUCUAUGGACAAGGCUUUUACCAAGGCUCCAUUGGUCCCUUGCCAUAUAGCAGGCCUAUUGUCACUGUGGUUGGGGAGCCUCUGCCGCUGCCCCAAAUUGAAAAACCAAGCCAGGAGAUGGUGGACAAAUACCACACACUCUAUAUGGACGCUCUGAGCAAACUCUUUAAUAAGCAUAAGACCCAAUAUGGCUGCUCAGACAGCCAGAAGCUGCUUUUCUUGUGA
Molecule: messenger RNA, 987 nt
Organism: Fukomys damarensis (Damara mole-rat)
Lineage: Eukaryota; Metazoa; Chordata; Mammalia; Rodentia; Bathyergidae
Gene: Awat1
Product: acyl-CoA wax alcohol acyltransferase 1
Exons: 7
Coding region: 1-987 (328 amino acids)
Biological process (GO): lipid metabolic process
Cellular component (GO): endoplasmic reticulum membrane
Molecular function (GO): long-chain-alcohol O-fatty-acyltransferase activity
Source: RefSeq, a predicted model, not a curated record